AUGCUGCACUCUUAUCUCAAUAGGAAGGAUCAGCGCACUUCUAGUAAUCACCAAAAAAAUACGUAUGCUGCGUGGAGCUAUUUCAUAGCUAUUGGUUUCAUAACUUGUGUAUUGGUCUCUAUAGCCGUAUUGGUCAUUAUCAGUUUAAUUCCUCUCUAUUUACCGGAUCCGCCAGUGAACACAGUGUAUGAUUCGACAAAAAGUGAUGUGAUUGGCACGGAGUAUGCGACCAGCUACGAACUGCCAAUCACGGAUUUAUCGUACAUUCCCAUAACGAACAUACAAGAACUUGGCUCAGAAAUUACCACUGCCUUGAAGGUUAAAAAAAAUACUAUCUCUGUUAUAACAGCGCUGAUGAAUACCACAAGCGCAACACAAUCUUCUAAUCGUCGGCGUCGCCUAGCCUCUUGUGCAGCUGAAACUGCAUCGGGAGGUGCUAAAGUACAAAUUCGUUUAUUAAUUACAUACCCCCGUCAAUGUGGUCAUAGUUCUGCGUGUAAAGCGAACUUUCUAGAUACUAUAAGACACCUCCUGGAAACUAUGACAGUUUUUUCUCCAAUUUUGGAAUGUCAGCAUGGAAUAGGCAGGAUUUCAGUGCCAUUACAAAUAUGUCGCGUAGAAGUUGAGAAGAAAAAGACAACAACAACAACAACAACAACAACAACAACAAAAACGACAACGACAACAACAACAAAGACAACAACAACCACAACUAUGCCAACUACUAGCACUACUACUGCAUGCUCCGACUUAGCUGGAUAUUUUGAAGAAGGUACUGGUCAUACAUGCGAAACUUACAUUGAUUAUGGCUUUUGUAAUGGAACGAGUGUAGUCGCCACUUCCGGUAUCGAUUCAGCGGCAGCACAACAAAAUUGCUGUGCAUGUGGUAAAGGGAGCGGAUAG
Molecule: messenger RNA, 903 nt
Organism: Rotaria socialis
Lineage: Eukaryota; Metazoa; Rotifera; Eurotatoria; Philodinida; Philodinidae
Source: the annotation of a GenBank genome assembly